Boleophthalmus pectinirostris (great blue-spotted mudskipper) is the source of this 2373-nucleotide messenger RNA. It is a transcript of the gene tgm8, whose product is annotated as transglutaminase 8. The transcript has 15 exons. Gene Ontology annotation, biological process: peptide cross-linking. The record is from RefSeq and is a predicted model, not a curated record. NCBI's taxonomy places the organism in Eukaryota, Metazoa, Chordata, Actinopteri, Gobiiformes, Gobiidae. Gene Ontology annotation, molecular function: protein-glutamine gamma-glutamyltransferase activity. The coding region runs from base 46 to 2361 and encodes 771 amino acids.
GUAAUACUACUAGAGAGAGUACUGCAACUACUACAGGACCUGAAAAUGACUACACAAUCUCCAAACACUAACAUCCUGGGGGUGGACUUCAAGCCGGCGCAGAACAACCCGCUGCACCACACGGGGGCGCUGUCCAAACACCUGCUCAUCGUGAGGAGAGGACAGAGCUUCAGCAUGCACAUCCAGUUCAACCACCCGUUCAUCAGCGGCCUACACAAGCUCAUCUUCACUGUCACCACGGGGCUGUAUCCAGGAGAGGACAUAGGAACCAAGUGCGUGUUUGGGCUCCCAGAUUUGGUGAAUCGCUCGGCUAAAGCUAAAGCCAUCUGGAGCGUCGUCAUGGAUACCAGAAUGUCCUAUCUGGAAAUGGGAAACCUACAUCUAACCGUCACUCCCCCGGCGAACGCUCCAGUGGGAAAAUACCUACUGUUUCUGGAUGAGGCAGGAGAGCAGAAGGAGCUGGGGUCUCUGGUGGUGCUCUUCAACCCCUGGUGCCCAACUGACUGGGUGUACAUGCCAGAGGAGGCCGACCGUCAGGAGUACGUGAUGAACACACACGGGAUCAUUUACAAAGGGACCGGGAACUACAUCACCUCCAUGGCCUGGGACUUCGCACAGUUCGAGGAGAAGAUGGUGCAGAUCUGCCUGAUGCUCUUGGACCUGAGCCACAAACACCUCAAAGACCCGGCGGAUGACGUCUCGGCUCGCUGUAACCCCAUCUACGUCAGCAGGAUCAUCAGCGCCAUGAUAAACAGUGAGGAUGACCGCGGCGUGCUGAUGGGCCGUUGGGGUGACAACUUUACCGGAGGCACGCCCCCGUCUCACUGGAGCGGCUCCUAUCCCAUCCUCCUUCGCUGGCUCACUAUCAACUGUUACCCUGUCAAGUUCGGACAGUGCUGGGUCUUCGGUGGAGUGAUGUGCUCAGUGAUGCGUUUCUUCGGGAUCCCGUGUCGUGUGAUCACAAACUACCAGUCUGCCCACGACAACGACAGAAACCUGCUCAUAGACGUGUACCACCCCGACUAUGGGGUCCGGGACAUGCCCUCUAAGGACAGUGUGUGGAACUACCAUGUGUGGGUGGAGGGCUGGAUGAAGAGACCUGAUCUUCGUCCUGGAUACGACGGGUGGCAGGUGCUGGACCCGACCCCUCAGGAGAGAUCUGAAGGAGUGUUUUGGUGUGGUCCCGCCCCAGUCAAAGCCGUUCUAAAUGGAGACACAGAUCUGAAAUACAACGUCCCAUUUGUGUUUGCGGAGGUCAACGCAGACUGUGUCGACUGGCUGGUAAAAAGGGACGGGUCCAAGGUGAAGAUUUUCUCAGAUUCAAAACGAGUGGGUCAGAACAUCUCCACCAAGUCUGUGGGCUCCGACAAACGCUUGAACAUCACCAGCAACUACAAGCACGCAGAAGGAAGUGAAGAGGAGCGAGCUGUCUUUACAUACGCCUUGACCAGAGAUUAUUCCAAAGUUGACAAGGAAGAGGAAGACGAGGAAGAAGAGUCCCAAGAGCCCACCCCAGAUCGCCAAACCCCGUCUGAACGCAGCACCACAACUGUGAACGGAGGGGGUCUGAACGGGCCCCUGGUGAACGGGACUGGGCACGGGUCCUCCAGUAGCAUCGUCGAGAAUGGAAGAGACAACAUCACUGUCUGUCCUCCACCUCUACCUCCACGUCCACAAAUCACCAUGAAAUUCCAAGAGGUGUCUAAACCGCUGAACGGUGAGGAUGUGAAGGUGAACCUGGUGCUGCACAGUGAUGGUCUCGUGCCCAGAAUUCUGGCCGUCAACGUGAGCGUGAUCGCCAUGAGCUACAACGGAUCUCCUCUGUCCACCAUCCAGUCCGAGCUCAAGGAAGGAGACUCUGCCACCCGGAGAAGGUACAGCAAGAGGAGGAGGAGGGACCUGAUUAUCCCUGCAGUAGUAUCUUUCUCUGAGUACUGGCAGCCCAUGCUGAACAGCGACGUGAUGAAGAUCUCCGCUGUGGUGUCAGACACCAACGCCCCAGAUCAGGUGUUCCUGGCAGAGACCGACCUGGUGCUGAUCGAUCCGCCCCUAGAGAUCAAGUUGCUGAAUGAACCUCGAGUGUUUCGUGAGGUCGUCCUGCAGGUUUCCUUCGUGAACCCUGUGGGUGAGACUCUGAAGGACUGCAGCCUCACUCUGUCCGGGAGCGGUCUGUGGAGAGAGGAGCAGCACGUCAGCCUGCCUGAAAUUAGUCCGAAGAGCAAAGUGAUUGUGAACGUGUGUUUUUACCCCUAUCAAUCCGGAGUGAAGACUUUGGUGGCGGACUUUGACUGUUCUAUGUUCAGGGACAUCAAGAGCACCCUCGGCAUCCCGGUGAAAGACAGCAUUUUCUUCAGAUUCUAAUCCAGCAAUCGU